CUCAUUGGUUGAUUCACUGCAAGGUCUGCGGCUCUAUGGUUGUACCACCAAUGCUGCUCCCCGCCUUGCUAUUGAGGUCGUGGAUAUAAACAGCCGCCCCGCUUCGAAUUUUUCUUUCCCGAGUCCGUCCCCAGACAUUGCCCACUUACAUACCUACCACGAUCAUGCCGGUAACUUUCCAAGUCGCCUCUCACCCCGCGACCCCACGACCCCGUACAAAGCGGGGCACGGCCGCCCCCUCUCCGCCACCAGCUCCCUGCACCACCUGGCCCCCAAAGCCAGCUCUUCCCUGUCGGAGCUCCUCCAGACCUCCCUCACCGACUCGGACCUGCCGCAGCUCGUCGAGUCUCACAAUGGCUUCGUUAACGCCUGCAUGCAGGCGUACAACACGCAUCAGCAUUUGGUACUGCGGCCUGACGACAUGUGGAUCGCUAUCAUGUGCCAGUUCUCAAGCUUUGUGGAGGCGAAUGCGGAGGGUCUGCGCGGGCAUUUUGUUGCGCAUGAGGGGCAGAAGGAGCUUACCAUCCGGAAGAACGGGACUAGGCAUUUCGUGGACUGGGGAGAUAUCGCAGGGCAGUUUGGGGGACUGCUGGAAAAGAAUGUCAAGGAUCCCGAACUGAGGGAGUGGAUCGUGCCCGGGUUCUCGACGACUACGGAGACCGAUCGCAUCGUGGGCGCGGUCGUGAUGAUGGCGACGCUGAAAAGCUACUUCUCGUACAAAUGCAUGUUGAUGCGCGGGAUCCCAUCGGUGACCCUCCUCGGCACCUGGGAGGACUGGCUCUCCCUGCAGCGCCGCCUCCAAAAACUCCAGACUUUCGUCACGGCCGAUAAACACCCGCACCUGCACGCCUGGUGCUCCUUACUCACACCUCUCCUUGAGAACUUCGCGGGCGCCUUCUCCACCUUCUCCGCCGCCGCACCCAACCCGCAGCGACAAGCCGAGAUCCGCGACUUCUUCGACCGCAUCUGCCACCGCGAGUUUGGCGGGAGCGGGCCGAACUACAUCUCGGGCUGGCUGAUGUAUUUCUGCGCGUUUGACAUGGAUGGGAAGUGGCAGCUAAAAGGCGCCGGUGGGCAUAGCAAGCGGCGAAAGGUACCAUUUGGAAACGAUGCCGAGUGGAUCCCGAGGGUGGAUAGUGAGGAGAUCCCAAAUGCAUACGUUGAGGUCGGCGUCAAGAUUGACGAUAACGGUGAGGUCUUGCAGAGUGUCAUGGUGGCAGGGUUGGCAGGUUACAAGGUCCUGGGCGACGAGAGGGAUGCGCUGCAGCCGCAUGCCACGUGGUGGAUCUUUACGAAGCAGGAGGGGGUGUAAGAUGGAGAGCAUUCAAACCGCUAUAUAUAUCCUCCCUCCUCCCAGGAAGUGGAUGAUCGUGGGGAGUGGGAGGUAGUUUAUGAGCAAGAUUCUGCUGGGGGAGGUGGGCCGGUUGAUAUACACGCUGUACAGGCCGGGGAAGACUGGGGGGAUUUGAUGGGAAAUCUUCUGGUGGGAGGAUUGGUUAAUGUUGAUAUACACCCUGCACUGGUCGAGCAGGGUUAGGUUUAUGAGUAUGCGCCAGGCGAGGGAAUACCUGAUAUAUAGCCCCAAAUGGUUUUACGAAUUUGAAUGAACUGUUUUUUGCUUUGCUUCGUCAUUCUCGCAUUCAGUCUAUUUAGACUGUAGGUGGAUUUGAAUCACUAUCC
Molecule: messenger RNA, 1680 nt
Organism: Tricharina praecox
Lineage: Eukaryota; Fungi; Ascomycota; Pezizomycetes; Pezizales; Pyronemataceae
Exons: 3
Coding region: 374-1312 (312 amino acids)
Source: RefSeq, a predicted model, not a curated record